AUGAAUUGUGAAGCUCCAGAACCUGACCAUUGCCGCCAGUCAUGUACAUUUAUUCAGAAUGCUGUUAACAGAUCGGGGCACUGCCCAAAGUUACAAACAAGGCAGUGGAUAGUUGAUACAGAAUGCUCUGCCUUUUGUGAUUCUGAUACUGAUUGCGCAGAGAUUGAAAAGUGUUGCUCAUUUGGCUGUAGUCGAACAUGUUUAGUGCCCAAACUUAAUGACAGCCGGUUGCUUCCUAUGCCAGAGGGGAUUACAGUUCAGGAGAGGAAACGGAAAAGAUCAGCCAUUCUUCGUUGGGUAAUGAAGCGAAUGACUCCUCAACAUACUUCAACAUAUGCUAAUUUGUUUGUUAUUCAAUGGAGGUGGUCAUUGAACAAAGAUCCCGAAACAAUGACACCUUGGCAAACCGUAAUGGUUAGGAAUAAAAUGUAUGCAAUUCUCAAGCAUUUGCUUACCCCAGGACGUUAUUAUCUUUUUCGUGUUGCAGCUGUUAAUGUUUACGGAACUUAUGGAUUUUCCCAGCCAAGCCAUCCACCAUUUAAACUUACAAAGGAAGUUAAAAGCCCAUCGCCUCCAAAUAAUUUCACUGUAUUACCCUUGGGGGAUGAUAUCCAAUCUAACACCGGUGAGGUAGCCAAAAUUGGAUGGUCUCCACCUAUAUCCGAUAUGCCAAUAAAAGAUUACCGUCUCAGUUGGUGGAAAACUUCAUUAGAAUUAGCCAAGGUUUUUGAACUACGUCAACGUCGAAGUUCUAGAGGACAUGAUGAGGAUGACUAUGAUGGAACCGAACUAUCUGAAAUUGAUCAGGAACCCUUGAGAAGGAGCUUAGUUUUGCCCAGUUCUACCACCAAAACCCAAAUUACUGGCUUAGAACAAAAUCAAGUUUAUAUUGUUGAACUUCUAGCUACUGUGGACACAGCAGAAGGUGAACUACGAGGUGAACCAGCGGUCCUUUUCCUCAAAACUGGCGCAACCUUUCACAAAAAACAAAGCAGAAAUAAUUCUAACGUUGAAAAUCUUUUGCCAUUUUCCAGUGAAAAGAAUGAUUUUGUGGAACCAUCCAAAAACCCUCAAAAUCUUCAUUAUGCAGCCCAUGUAAAAACACCAUUCUUUGAGGGAAAUCAUUUAAAGACAAUUAUUUCUUGGAAUGACCAUCCAAGUUGCACCGAUAAUAAAUUGUUGGGAAAUCAGGUAAGGGUUUAUUUCUUGAUAUUGGGUCAAAAAAUUUAUUUGGAAUACUUUCAGCAUCAAUUCCGAGUAUUUGUUAGGUCAAUGAGUUGUUUGAAUCAAUUACCCCCACAAGAAUUUUAUGUUCAUAAUUGUGUAGCUACGCUUGAAAAUCUCCAAUUCCAGUGUGAAUAUUAUGUCAGAAUCGAAAGUUACGUUGUUAACGAAGACCAGCAAAGGCUGAAAAACAACAAUGAGAAUCUGAUUGCCCGUUUAACUUUCUCAACACUGCCUUGUGAACAAACGCUUUCAGAUAUACCUUUACCAUGCAAAUCAAGUGAAGAUUUUGGUAAACGAAUUAAUUGGCCUUAUUCAAACAGUGAUAAAUUGCCUGCCCUUGCAUUACCUUUGAAUGCCGAAACGACGACUCGAUCUACCAAAUUAUCUUCAAAUAUUGGAAGGGAAUGGCUUCCUAUUGAAGAAUUAAUUGAAAAUUCUGAGGGAGAGAAGAAUAAUAAAGAGAUAUCCAUUAAUGAGAACUCUAAGAGGUUAAGAGAAGACAAUGAGAAAAGGAAAAAAUCAGCAGAAAAUUCCAAUCAACAAGAUAUUCAAAGGUUGAGUUGCCUAGCAACUUCUAUAAGUACUGCAGAUUGUUCUUGGACUUGGCAAAGACAAUUUGAACCUAAAAAUAACCAAUUAAUUGGGUUUCGAACUGUCCUGUCUUCUACACUUUUUCAUUCUCCCUCUAAAGUAGCAAUUGUCGGCCCUGAGCAAAGGAUAGAACACUUAACUGAUCUCAACCCUAAAGCUGUUUACAGAUUUAGGUUACAGGCAAUUACUUCACUCGGUUUGGGGACAGAAUUAGUCGAACACUUCAGCACUGGCCAUUUAGCAAUUAGUUCAUUCCAAUCUUCAAACCCUGAAUUCGACUCAGAAAUGUCAUUUCAUAUUGGAGCAAGUAAAAUUAAUGGAUUAACUGACGAACAAUAUCCCUCGAUUAUGGAUUUGCCUUGGAACAGCGAUUCUUCAACUUUAAGGAUUUCUAUUGCACAUAAUUUGAGAAGAGCUUUCAUUAUUUUAAUUUUAACUAUUUUGUUUAUUUAA
Messenger RNA from Meloidogyne enterolobii, 2271 nucleotides. NCBI's taxonomy places the organism in Eukaryota, Metazoa, Nematoda, Chromadorea, Rhabditida, Meloidogynidae. The record is from the annotation of a GenBank genome assembly.